AUGUCAUCUACGAUACCCAAAAUGAAACUUGAUUUACCACCUCCUUCAAGAAUCAUCACAACUUCACCUUCACCUUCUUCAACACCUAACAUCUCCUAUCCCAAUGAUCCAACUGGAAAUACGAAUACAAGCGUCAAUCUGAAUUCGGAUUUGGACGACUCAUCAUCAUCGUCGUUACUAUUUACGACAAAUCCAACAUCAGCAAAAUCCGCCUCUAGCUCGAUCUCCAAUUCCAAGUAUACCAAGUCAAUAUCUGAUUCAAGUUCAAAGUCGAAUGGUAAUUGUAAUAGUUCAAGAAAUUCAAAUUCAAUUUCAAAUUCAAGUUCAAAUCCAAGAGGUAAUCCAAAUUUAUUAAACUUGAAAUCGACUCCAUCUGAAUUAGAUUUGUCGAAAACUCCACCGCCUAGAUCAUUCGCACCUUCUCCACCUAUGAGUAGGACUCAAAGUGAAAUUGAUCUAAACGAAUUAGGAUCUGUAAAUGGUGGAAGGUACGAGGAUGAAAAUGAUCUAGGAAAAUUAAUGAGGACAGUGGAUUUCGCUGCUCGUAAACAUUCUUGUCAAAGGAGGAAAGACGUCGAUCAGACUCCAUAUAUCAAUCAUCCUAUCGCAGUCGCAAAUUACCUUUCUUCAACGGGUGUUACAGAUGUACGCGUGCUACAAGCUGCUGUCUUACAUGACACAGUAGAGGAUACGCACACCACAAUUGAGGAAAUAGCUCAGCUGUUUGGGACGGAUGUAGCACGCAUCGUGGACGAAUGUACAGACGAUACUCUGCUUUCAGGACAACAGAGGAAGAAUGAACAGCUUAGAUCGGCGCCUUACAAGUCUAAAGAAGCUCAUCAGGUGAAACUAGCAGACAAAAUACAUAAUCUCGAAUCAAUACGUCGCUGUCCACCUGUAGGAUGGGGUAUCAAACGUAUACAAGCUUAUUUCAUAUGGGCCAAACAAGUCACUGAUGUAUGCGCCGCUUCUCACCCACCUCUCGCUGCCAAACUGCAGGAACUGUAUGAGACGGCUUAUACCAGAGUUGACGGUGUAUAUCAUCCUUGUCAUCCGGGAGUUUGUGGCCCAUUGACAGAACCUGAAAAGGAAUUGGUCGAUAGUCGAUUACGAGAAUUGAAAAAGGGAGAUAAAGUCUGCCCUGCCCCUCUUUUCUUUUAA
Molecule: messenger RNA, 1161 nt
Organism: Kwoniella shivajii
Lineage: Eukaryota; Fungi; Basidiomycota; Tremellomycetes; Tremellales; Cryptococcaceae
Exons: 9
Coding region: 1-1161 (386 amino acids)
Molecular function (GO): guanosine-3',5'-bis(diphosphate) 3'-diphosphatase activity
Source: RefSeq, a predicted model, not a curated record